Apis dorsata (giant honeybee) is the source of this 2101-nucleotide messenger RNA. Its product is annotated as protein RCC2 homolog. Bases 262 to 1722 code for a protein of 486 amino acids. The transcript has 4 exons. The record is from RefSeq and is a predicted model, not a curated record. NCBI's taxonomy places the organism in Eukaryota, Metazoa, Arthropoda, Insecta, Hymenoptera, Apidae.
UCGUUCCCCGUUUCAUCAUUUCGAAAUAUGCGGAACAUGGAAUGUACUUUCAACUAUUUACAAUCAUAAACUUGAAUUUGCUUUGUACUUAUCACUGGAGCAUGGUUUUAUUAUGAUUUUUGAGCGCCAGGUGGCUGCAUUUUUGUUGUCCGUCUGUCGAACAGUACAAGUCUCAGCGCCAUUACAUUGAUUAAUAUCAUUGUAUUUGCAUUCCUAAUUUUCUCAGCAAAAACUAAAUUCGAAAUAAAAAAAUCAGUCAAUAUGUCGACUAAACGUAAAAAUCCAACAACCAAAAAAGGACGCGCGAAAUCAAGAAAAGUUGAAUAUGACGAAGAGGACAUCUCUAGCGAACAUGAUUCAGACGUUGAUGACGCCGAAACCGGCUCGAAUGUCGAUGGUGAAGAUGCUGUCGAAGAUGAUCUUACCGAUGUCUCUAGUAUCCCGGAAUUACCGCCACCUGAGGGAGGAUGGGGUAAGCCUGGAACAUUAUUAAUGUGUGGUCUUACAAAUUGGGAUAUGGCAGGUCGUAAAGCUCCACCAAAAGGUGUGAAAGCUAAUGUAGGCCGCAGUUUAUGGACACCACAUACUUUCAAAAAUUUGAAUGGUUCAAAAGUCAGAUUAGUUGCUUCUGGUCCAGCUGCUUCUCACAGUAUUAUUGUUACUGAAGAUAAUCGAUGUUUAGCUUUUGGUAGAAAUGAUAAAGGUCAAUUAGGUAUUGGUGAUACAAAACGUCGAGAUGAGCCUACAGAAGUUACAGCAUUAAAAGGUCAUACUGUCAUAGGAGCAUCUUGUGGUCGUAAUCAUACUUUAUUUUUAACAAGUCGUGGCAUUGUAUUUGCUGCUGGAGAUAAUAAAUUAGGUCAAUGUGGUGUUGGAAAAUCUGAUGCCUGCAUUAUUUCUGCCACUAAAGUAAAAUAUUCUGGUCCACCAAUAGUAAAAGUAGGGUGUGGUGCAGAAUUUUCAAUGAUUUUAGACAUUAAAGGUGGUCUGCACUCAUUUGGAAGUCCCGAAUAUGGAGCAUUGGGUCAUAACACAGAUGGAAAAUAUUUCAUAACAAAUACAAAAAUGGCAUUUCAUUUUGAAAAAGUGCCUAAAAGGAUCGUCUUAUAUAUUGAAAGAGCGAAAGAUGGCCAUGUUACGCCUUUAGAUCGUGUUGAGAUCACAGACUUCAGUUGUGGUCACUAUCAUACAGUUGCAAUUGAUAGUAAAAAUCGUGCUUUUUCCUGGGGUUUUGGAGGUAUUGGUCGUUUAGGUCAUAAUGAACAACGAGAUGAAUUAGUGCCUCGCUUAAUUAAAUUUUUGGAACCUCCUUCACGUGGUGUGAGAGCUGUAUAUUGUGGCAGUACUUAUAGUAUUGCUAUUAAUGUACAUGGAUCAGCUUUAAUGUUUGGACAAACAAAACGUACUGGAGAAGCGAAUAUGUAUCCCAAACCAAUUCAAGAUUUAUCUGGCUGGGAAAUUAGAUGUGUUGGAUGUUCUCAAACUAGUGUAGUAGUUGCAGCAGAUGAUUCAGUUAUUGCUUGGGGUGCUAGUCCUACUUUCGGUGAAUUGGGUUUCGGUGAAAUGCGUAAAUCUUCAACUACUCCGAUGGAAGUGAAAGCACUAGAAGGUUUGUACAUUACUGCUGUUACCUGUGGUCUCUCUCAUACACUUAUGAUUUGUCGAGAUGAAUCCGAAGAAGAGAAAGCUAAAAUUAACAAACUUCAAGUAUAUUCGAUUUAAAUCGCAUAAUUUGUAAUACAAUUAUUUGAAGCAAAUUCUAUUCGCAUUAUCACGUCAACGUGUUUGAAAAUUUUUCUGUUAAUACAAAUAAGAUUACAUUUUUUAAGCAAAAAAGAAAGAAAAAACAAAUUAGAACCAAAAUAUAUUAUUAUUUUAAUUAAGUAAAUCGAUUUAAUAACUUAAAGAAAAGAUUGAAAGAUCUGUGAACAAUUAUAUUAAUAGACUGCAAAAAACGUCCAUACAAAAUAUAGACUUAACUGUUAUUCUCUACUUUUAAAAUUUCCAUUUUUAUUUAAUGUACGAAAAAGAAUUUAUCAUAGAGAAUUCCAUUCUGUUAGUAGCUCAGGAUAUAGACCAAACGUAUAGAUACAAAAAUAUA